Molecule: messenger RNA, 1056 nt
Organism: Vicugna pacos (alpaca)
Lineage: Eukaryota; Metazoa; Chordata; Mammalia; Artiodactyla; Camelidae
Source: RefSeq, a predicted model, not a curated record
UUCUCAAACCAAGUGAAGUUACGUUUGCUGUUACAGGAAUCUAUGACAUUCACAGACGUGGCCGUGGACAUCACCCCGGAGGACUGGGAGCUCAUGCGCCCUGUGCAGAAGGAGCUGUACAAGACCGUCACGUUGCAGAACUACUGGAACAUGGUUUCUCUGGGACUUACGGUGUACAGACCAACUGUGAUUCCCAUAUUGGAAGAACCAUGGAUGGUGAUAAAAGAAAUUUUAGAAGGCCCCAGUCCAGAAUGGGAAGCAAAAGCCCAAGACUGUACUUCAGUGGAAAAUACUUCUAAACUCACAAAGGGUGGAACCAAGACCGUCAAGCUGGAAGAGCCCUACGAGUAUGACAGGUCGGAGAGGCCAGCGGCCUUCAGGAGAAUCCCCGCCAGCAGCAGGAACUUCGGUCUGAAGGCAGUCUUUUCACAGGAAGAUGCUCCUGCAGGAGGGUGUCUGAGUAAAUAUGACCUAUAUCGAAGUAACUUUGAAAAGCAUUCCAACCUGAUUAUACAGUUUGGUACCCAGUCAGAUGAUAAGACUUCCGUGUACAGCGAGGGCCGGGCAGCCUUCGGUCACGUCUCGUACGGUAUCGUGCAAGGAAAAAUAUACCCUGGGGACAAGCCUUACAAGUGUAACGUGUGCGGGAAAAAGUUUAGGAAAUACCCAUCCCUCCUCAAGCACCAAAGCAGCCACGCCAAAGAGAGGCCCCCUCGCCGCCAGCGCCCAACUUCCGCCCGCCCCGAGGGCUGCAGAUCCACCCAGUCGGGGGGUGACCCCUCGCCGCCCGGGGACGGCCCGCUGUCAGGUGUUCCUGGGAAAUGUGGGCUGUGCCUCCCGGCGCAGGCGCACCUCCAUCGUCGUGGCUCCGCCCCUCGGGCCCCGAGCACCUGCUUGCGCGCUCCCGGCCGUGCGGAGGCGGUCGGGGAGCAGCGGGGAACAGGAGGGAGCGGGGUCCCCGCACCGCCCCAGGCCCCAGGCGCGCACCCCGACACCUCCUGCAGCUGUUUCCUGAGCUCAGCCCUCAAGGACCGAGCGGCUGGUCGACGCUGCUAG